AUGCACUUUGGAGUCCAGAUGCAGACCCCGGACCUGGAAAUCGCUCUUUCAACUAAUAAAAGUGAGGAGGACAUGCAGCACGGAGACGAUGUGUUCUUGAUCAUGUCAAAAUGUGCCCUGGACACCAAGACGACUAUUCUCCGGUCUGGAUUCAAAGCAGUCACCAUGAUGAUCUCCCUAGAACCUUUCGUCAUGCGCACUCCAUCUGUAUAUGGUAUUCAGUCAAUCCGCCAACCAUCGCAUUGUUCCUCUGCAUUCGUGACAUCCAACAACACGUUGCCGCUCGUCGAGGCCAGCCCCAUCUGGGGCAUCGGGUCCGCAGCGAAAGGCGCAGAACACACAAAAAACCGGGAGAACUGGGGCUUGAAUCUGCUGGGUGGGUGUCUGAUGGAGGUGCGGGAGCAGUUCCGGUGGGAGGAUGUGGAAAAGGGGGAGGAGGAUGGUGACGAUGGGGUGGAGGCAGAGGAGGAGGCAGGGUGA
Messenger RNA from Anthostomella pinea, 480 nucleotides. The record is from the annotation of a GenBank genome assembly. Lineage: Eukaryota; Fungi; Ascomycota; Sordariomycetes; Xylariales; Xylariaceae.